UCAUCGUCGAGGCAGACAAAUUACGGUAAAAUAUUCGCAAAAUAUGUCGCCGAUCCAAGGAAUCUCUUCGUUAUCAGCUCUGAUUUUUGUCAUUGGGGUAAACGUUUUCACUUCACACCAUAUGAGCACAAUACGGGUAUACCAAUUCAUGAACAAAUUGCCGCACUCGAUAAACAGGGAAUGGAAGCGAUAUCAUGCCUUGAGCCCGGUGCCUUUAAUGAAUAUUUGAAGAAGACACAAAAUACAAUAUGUGGACGUAAUCCAAUCAGUGUCAUGCUACAAGCCGCAGAACAUUUCCGUCAGAUGAACAAUCAUUCAGCUGAAUUACGAUUUCUAAGAUAUUCUCAGUCUAAUCAGUGUCGUUCCCUGAGUGAUUCAUCAGUAUCAUAUGCUGCUGGUGCACUCUUUAUCAAUCCUCGACAUUGA
Molecule: messenger RNA, 426 nt
Organism: Anisakis simplex (herring worm)
Lineage: Eukaryota; Metazoa; Nematoda; Chromadorea; Rhabditida; Anisakidae
Source: the annotation of a GenBank genome assembly